Messenger RNA from Monodelphis domestica (gray short-tailed opossum), 790 nucleotides. It is a transcript of the gene RPS4X, whose product is annotated as ribosomal protein S4 X-linked. Gene Ontology annotation, cellular component: cytosolic small ribosomal subunit; ribosome. Gene Ontology annotation, biological process: translation. Gene Ontology annotation, molecular function: structural constituent of ribosome; RNA binding. NCBI's taxonomy places the organism in Eukaryota, Metazoa, Chordata, Mammalia, Didelphimorphia, Didelphidae. The record is from RefSeq and is marked provisional.
GGCUCGUGGGCCCAAGAAGCACCUGAAGCGCGUGGCCGCCCCCAAGCACUGGAUGCUGGACAAGCUGACCGGCGUGUUCGCUCCCAGGCCAUCCACAGGCCCUCACAAGCUGAGAGAAUGCCUCCCACUUAUCAUCUUCCUCCGAAACCGCCUCAAGUACGCCCUGACGGGGGACGAGGUCAAGAAGAUCUGCAUGCAGCGAUUCAUCAAGAUCGAUGGCAAGGUCCGCACUGAUACCACCUACCCCGUCGGCUUCAUGGACGUGAUCAGCAUCGAGAAGACGGGGGAGCAUUUCCGGCUGGUCUAUGACACCAAGGGCCGCUUUGCUGUCCAUCGCAUCACAGCAGAGGAGGCCAAGUACAAACUCUGUAAAGUGAGAAAGACCUUUGUGGGCACCAAGGCCAUUCCCCAUCUGGUCACCCAUGAUGCCCGGACCAUCCGAUAUCCAGAUCCUCUCAUCAAGAUGAAUGACACUAUCCAGAUCGAUCUGGAGACUGGCAAGAUCACCGAUUUCAUCAAGUUUGAUACCGGUAAUAUGUGUAUGGUGACUGGUGGAGCUAACUUGGGGCGAAUUGGUGUGAUCACCAACAGGGAGAAACACCCAGGCUCCUUUGAUGUGGUCCAUGUGAAGGAUGCCAAUGGCAACAGCUUUGCCACCAGGCUUUCCAACAUUUUUGUUAUUGGGAAAGGUAACAAGCCUUGGAUUUCUCUGCCCCGUGGCAAGGGCAUUCGCCUCACCAUUGCUGAAGAGAGAGACAAGAGGUUGGCAGCCAAACAGAACAAUGGGUGA